Messenger RNA from Erigeron canadensis, 1002 nucleotides. RefSeq lists its product as uncharacterized. The record is from RefSeq and is a predicted model, not a curated record. Bases 1 to 1002 code for a protein of 333 amino acids. The transcript is spliced from 2 exons. NCBI's taxonomy places the organism in Eukaryota, Viridiplantae, Streptophyta, Magnoliopsida, Asterales, Asteraceae.
AUGCGUGACUACUUCGGCGAAAACCCGAAGUUUGGGGAGCGUUUUUUUCGCUAUCGCUACCGUAUGAGCCAACGUUUGUUUUUGAAGAUUGUUGCCGACAUUGAAGCUAGUUUCCCGUAUUUUCGAGAUGGAGUAGACGCGAGGGGAAGAAGGAGUUUCUCACCGAUUCAAAAAUGCACGUCGGCAAUUAAACUACUUUCAACAGGUGAACCGGCAGACAACUAUGAUGAUUAUCUAUGUAUGGCCGAAAGAACAAGCCGGGAAGGUCUCGAGUAUUUUUGUGACGCGGUUAUUUAUUUGUACAAGCGGGAGUAUUUGCGCAAGCCGACAUCCCAUGACGUCGCCUUGCUGUACAAUGCGCAUGAGGCGCGACACCAUCUCCCCGGUAUGCUCAGUAGCCUUGAUUGUACGCAUGUUGUAUGGAGGAAUUGUCCUAGGGGCAUGAAAGGGCAAUACACGCGAGGGGAUCACAAAGUGCCGACUAUCAUGAUUGAAGCUGUUGCGUCACAAGAUUUGUGGAUUUGGCAUUCGUUUUUUGGUCCUCCCGGAUCAAACAACGACAUUAAUGUGUCGGUCGCCGUUUGGUCUACGUUUGUAAAAGCGUAUCCGCAUCUAGUUGAUCCAAAGGAAGUGAAAUUCAAGCGAGUGCAGGAGGCGGCGAGGAAAGAUGUAGAACAGGCUUUUGGGGUGCUGAAGGGAAAAUGGAAGAUUUUGGAACGUCCAAUCCGGAUUAUGGAUAAGGAGAAGAUUGGGAAAGUCGUCGAUACAUGUUGUAUAUUGCAUAACAUGAUCAUAAAGGACGACGGGAGGGCUAUCUCACCGGUUCACAUAAUGGAUCCACCGGUGCCUGUAGCUUACGAUCCUAGAGUUCUACGGGAGUUACAUGACGAAAACGUCCAUCAUCGUGUUCGGUAUGAUUUAACGGAGCAUGUAUCGACAGUGGAUUUGGCAUACCUCGAUGACCCAGCAGCUCAACCACCACCGAUCGAGGAUUUGAUUUAG